UGUCUGAUCAUUUCAGCAUUAUUCAACAUCAUCUGCUCAUCUUUACACAAAACAAAUCACAAGAUGAUCAGAAUAUUCUUCACUUUCUUCACUCUUCUCACCUGUGUGGGUGGAGUGACUGUAGUGACCCAGAAUCCUUCAGAGCUCACAGUGAAUAAAGGAAAUAAAGUCACAAUCAACUGUAGUCUGGGAUCUGUUAAAAAUUACGCAGGAUGGUAUAAACAGAUUUCAGGAGGAGUUCCUCAGUUUGUGUUAAGCUUUUAUCCUGACUGGAGGGAUGGACCUAAAUAUGGAUCUGGUUUCUCUGCUCCUAAAUUCACAUCAACAUCUUCAUCUAAAUCAGAUUAUAGUUUGAUCAUCAAUAAUGUAGAUGUGAGAGAUUCAGCUGUGUAUUACUGUGUAAUACUGUGUAAGACAUGGGACAAUCUGAAAUCUAUCACUGUGGUAUUCGGACAAGGAACAAAACUCAUUGUGACCGAUUCAGGUGUUUCUCCUCCUGUUGUGAAGAUUUUCCCUCCAUCCAGUGAAGAUGUGAGCUCCAGUAAAGUGACUCUGGUGUGUUUGAUCAAUGACAUGUCUGUGGGAUUUGCUGAUGUGAGUUGGUUUGUGAAUGGAAACUCAGUUACUGAUGGCGUCUUCACCGGAUCUGCUGAACAGCAGCCGAAUGAGAAAUUCAAGUUGAGCAGUUAUUUAACCAUUGAGAGAUCAGAGUGGGAGAAAGACAAAGAUCUCACAUGUAAAGUGACUGCUGCUGGAAAGAUCACAAACACAAAGAUCAAGAAAUCUCAAUGCAAUUAAUAAAUGCAAAGAUGAUGUUGUUUGUUUUCAUAAAAGCAUUUAUUAAUAUUUUCUGGCAUAGUAUAAUAGAAAUAAUGCUAAUAGAAAAAAUGUUUAAGUGUAAAACAUAGUUUCUGCAAAUAAUUUUUCUGCUUUUAUUUUAUUUGAAAUUUGUUUUCCAUCCUUAAUAAAUGUGAAUAAACUU
Messenger RNA from Paramisgurnus dabryanus, 982 nucleotides. The record is from RefSeq and is a predicted model, not a curated record. Lineage: Eukaryota; Metazoa; Chordata; Actinopteri; Cypriniformes; Cobitidae.